CUGCUCAUGUUUUCCGGUUCCCAUCGUGUAGCGACAACACUAAAGACAACAUUCAACGUCCAGUCUUCAUUAUGGGAAUAAAUCAUUAAAUCUGCUUUUUCUCAGACGAGAAGGCAGAUUUAUUUACACCACUGUCACGAUUUGUUAUGGAAGAAAAGGAAAUCAGUUUUAUCGAUCAGAAUAUUUCAAGUUUGCUGGUGGUUCCCUUGCAUCCCUCCGUGACAUCACUCACGCUGCACUGCAACAACAUCCCGAGGAUCGAGGGCCUGCACUCGGCAUGGCUCCUGAGACACUUGGACCUCUCCUCCAACUGUAUCUCAAAGAUUGAGGGUCUAAGCACUCUCACGUCUCUGAGGACUUUGAAUUUAUCUUGUAACACGAUUAAGAAGGUUGAGGGACUGAACGGCCUUGUGAGGUUAACCAGAUUAGAUUUAUCCUUCAAUCAGAUAAAUGACCUCACUGGUUUGUUGCAUCUUCAUGGCCCAGGAAGCAAAUUGAAGUACCUCAGUCUCUAUAGCAACCACCUGGGCAGCAUCGACCACCUCCUGCAGUGCCUGCUGGGAUUGCGCGCCUUGGGAGAGGUCCUUUUGAGCCGAGACGGCAAAGAUAACCCACUGUGUAGGGCACCAGGCUACCGGGAGAUUGUCAUGCGGUCGUUACCGCAAGUGUCAUUUCUGGAUGGCCUGGAUAGGCUGGGAAAUCCGUCGCACUCCCAGGCUGACAGUCCGUUUGACAUUCCUGGGCUGGAGAACUACGUGGACCUCCUCUGCUCAGACGCUAGUCACAGUGAUGUGGACGCCCUUCUGACCACACCAGGCAUCAACAAGGUUCUGGCCAGCUUUCAACAAAGCGUUGCUCCUGAAGCGGCGCUCCCCAAGGAGAAGCACGCCCAGCAGGUCCGCUUCUACGAUGCUGACCAAGCACUUAAUGAAGAACGGGUCAAGAAACUGGAACAGCAGGUGUCGCGCCUCAUUCUGCAGGCUUCUGCAAGGCACAAUUCUGGUCCCCCAAGAGAAAAAGUACACAAGGCCAAGAAGGACACGGACCGCACAUCAGAGAGUGAGUGUGACAGCGGGAAGGAAAACUUUGGACGCACGGCCAUCCUAAAAUAUCGCAAAAGUGCAGCAAGGAGAUUUGACAGCGAUCAGGAGAAUCCCAAACAGAAGAGUUCAAAGUCUGCUGUUAGACCCAGGAGGUGUUCUUCCACAACCAAAGGAGGCACAGAUGCACCAAGGCCAGCAGGAAGCGUCUCACUGAGUGCACCAAGCAAUGUGAAAUCCAAGUUCAACGAGGAGGAAACUUACAGGGCUAUUGUGGAGGAGCGUGACCAGGAAAGAGAGAGGCGAUGGAAGGCCGAGCAGGCCGUCACUAAACUCACAGAGGAGCUAAAGUGCCUUAAGACCAAAGUCAGUGAGGAGAAAGACCUGCAGAGCAUGGCCAUGCACACCACAGACAGGCUAAAAGAUGUUCUGCUGAAGGAGCAAUCGGGACGCUGUGAACUGCAGAUGCGUGUAGAGGAGCUGCAAGGCAGGUGUCGAUCUUUGACUCAGAAGCUGCAACAGGGCCGCAGCGCGGAGGAGAAGCAGAAACAAUCAAUACUCAAACUGAAGGAGACCAUCUCCGCUGGAGAAGCGCACCGAGCUCGCCAGCAGGCUGAAGAGAUGAAGCGGCACCAGGAGCUGGAGAACAAGGUAUCGGCCCUGAAGCGGGAGUUACACAUUCAGAGGGCCAGCGUGUCCCAGCACACUGACAAAGUACAGCAGCUGCAGGAACUGCUGGCAAACCGAGAACAAGAGCACAGGAAGCAGCUGGAGAUGCGGCUGCAGCCGGGCGGGGUUGAGUUCCUUGCGGCGGUGGCGCAAGAAGUGGCGUCUCAGGUCCAAAAACACAGUCGGAGGGAGUCUGAGCUGAAGGAGGCGGUGGAGGAAAGCAAGAAGGCGUAUGCAGCCUUGGAGGAUGAAUUCCGCAUGGCGCUCACCAUCGAGGCGUCACGCUUCUCCGAGGUGAGGAAGGCCUGUGACAAUCUGACUGCACAGCUGUCUGAGCUCAAAAUGACCCAGGCUGACUCGCAGCUGACGGAGAAGAAAUCUGCCUCCAUGGUGCAGGAUCUCACAGCCAUAGUCAAGGAGCAGAAGAGCCGCAUUUCAGACCUCAUAAAAGAAAAGAGAGAAGCAGCAACUGAGCGUAAGAAGCGCGUUCAAGCUCUUGAAGCUGAACUGGAUCAGGACCGCCGCCUCGGCCUUCAGUUGGAGAUGCUGAAAAAAGAAAAGGCGGCUCUGUCAUCUCAGCUUACGGCGCAGGAGUCUGUCAUAGACGGCCUCAGGGCAGAGAGGAAGCUUUGGGGCCAAGAGCUCGCUCAGCAAGGAGCAUCCCUGGCUCAGGACCGUGGCCGCUUGGAGUCCAGAGUCGAGGUGCUGGGCGCUGAGCUGGAGGCGCAGAAGAAUAAGAACGAGAAGAGCGACGACUCCCUCCGAAUCAAAAGCAAAAUCAUAGAGGAUCAAACCCAAACCAUCCGCAAGCUCAAAGAGACCCUGCAGGAGCACGAUCAGCUGGUCCGCAGGCUGCGAGACGAAAAAGCACAGGCCCAGAAGACCUUCCAGCUGCAGCUCGAGGAGGAAACGUCCCGGAUGUCCGACCUGAUGGAACGUGUGGAACACCUCAGCCUGCGCAAGGAGGAGCUGAAGCAGCAGUUGGACGACAAGGAGGAAGAAAUGAAGGAUGUGAAGCACAUUCACAGGCAGGAUAAGGCUCAGAUGCUCACUCAACUUGAGAGCCAAGUGAAGCGCAUGAAGGACAACUUUCACAGCAAGGAACGCUCGCUUCUGGAAGAGCGAGACAACGCCACAGAAGCCCACAGAGCUGCCAUGGAGAAACUACACUGCAUGGACGAAGCGUUACAUCUGCAGCUGGAGUCCGUACAGGCCGCCCAUCAAGCUGAGCUGCUUCAGCUGGCCAAUGACAAGCACAGGCAGAUAGAACUGGCCAAUCAGAAGGUGUAUGAAGUGGAGGAAGAGAUGCGCCAGCUGCUGCUUGAAAACGAAAACGUCAAAAGAACCAUGGAGAAAGUGAAACGUCUUACGAGCGGAAUCAGAGAUUUUAAUUGAUGAAUGAACUAUCACGGUGACAACUAUGAUCAUUAGCGGAGUAAAAGUUGCCAGUGUACAGUUGUAAAAAAUAUAUUCAAUUUUUACAGUUUAAAAAAAAUAAAUUGUGUUACCGGUAAAUUAUUUUAUAAAUUAUAUUUAUCAACAUACUCAGUGGCCUUGUGGUUAGAGUGUCUGCCCUGAGAUCGGUAGGUUGUGAGUAGAGAUGUCCGAUAAUAUCGGCAGUCCGAUAUUAUCGGCCGAUGAAUGCUUUAAAAUGCAGAAAUUAUCGGUAUCGGUUUCAAAAAGUAAAAUGUAUUUUAAAACGCCGUUGUGUACACGGACGUAGGGAGAAGUACAGAGUGCCAAUAAACCUUAAAGGCACUGCCUUUGCGUGCCGGCCCAGUCACAUAAUAUCUACGGCUUUUCACACACACAAGUGAAUGCCAACCAUACUUGGUCAACAGCCAUACAGGUCACACUGAGGGUGGCCGUAUAAACAACUUUAACACUGUUACAAAUAUGUGAACCCACACCAAACAAGAAUGACAAACACAUUUCAGGAGAACAUCCGCACCGUAACACAACAUAAACACAACAGAACAAAUACCCAGAACCCCUUGCAGCACUAACUCUUCCGGGACGCUACAAUAUAAAACCCCCGCUACCCUCUAAACCUCAACCCCACCCGCCCACCUCAACCUCCUCAUGCUCUCUCAGGGAGAGCAUGUCCCAAAUUCCAAGCUGCUGUUUUGAGACAUGUUUA
Molecule: messenger RNA, 3849 nt
Organism: Nerophis lumbriciformis (worm pipefish)
Lineage: Eukaryota; Metazoa; Chordata; Actinopteri; Syngnathiformes; Syngnathidae
Gene: lrrcc1
Product: leucine rich repeat and coiled-coil centrosomal protein 1
Cellular component (GO): cytoplasm; centrosome
Molecular function (GO): protein binding
Source: RefSeq, a predicted model, not a curated record